AACCAUCACCUGACGGUUCGAAACAGCUUUCAAAUAGCAAGCUUCUGCUGCGCCGGGGAGCUGGCUGCAGGGCCUUGUAUGUAACUCUAGAUACGUUUUUAGUUCGUUUUUACAUUUGUUGGAAAAUCUUCAAAAUGGUUGUUAGUCACCAUCAAGUUAGAACUAGUACAUGGCGACCUGUACCAGCACCGACUGGGAAGAAAGACAGCAAUUUGUUAUUCGUACGGAAUCCGCCUAUGGCGCCUCCAAAACCAAACGGAAAGUUUUAUGUGUACACGUACGAGCAGCCUACCAACGGCCAUACCCCCCUGAUGUAUUCGCAAGCUAAAAAAUUGCCACCACAUACUCAAUUCGUAGUAAGGCAGUCACAAAGUACCAACGGACCGAGCUAUAAUUUUCCUUGUGCGAAUGAAAUUGUUGAAACGAACGGCAGACAAACACCUGAAGUAAGGUUGAAGGAACGCUACAAGAAAAACGAAAAAGGAUACAAAGUUAUUGCCGACGUGUCGCCAAAACUUCGUAGUUCCUCAAAAGGCGGGAAAAUGUUCAUCAGACAGAAGAAGAGAAUGGACCAGUUCACUAGUGCAGAGAGUAAAGGAAAGAGAUCGGAAGAUCCAGAAGACGACGAACCAGUGGGCGUGGAAGAGCGAGCUACUCCUUGGAAUUUAGCUUGCGAAUCGGGGCAAAGUGUUAGGUAUAUCCCAGCGCAUGUAUACCACAACCAAAUGACAAAAGAAGUCACGGAAAAAGGUUCAGUAUUGCCUCCUGUCUCGAAUCCCAACUUCAUAGAAAGAGCUGAAGUAGAAGAUUUUCCGGAGGUUGUACAUCAAGGUCCUCCUAGAAGAUGGAAUAUCUAUGAUGCUCAGAUGACUCCAUCUCGAUGCGGGUCUGCGCCUCCGGUGUUUUAUGAUUACGAAGAUGAAUACGAUACCGAUUACAAUAGUUUUGCCAAGCCUAUCAAGUCGGGAUAUAAAUUCGGAAACAAAUUGGGAAAUAGGUUCGGAGUUCCAACUUCGACUAUUACAUUCAACGCAAGAAGACAUGGAGAAGCACCUCACUGGAGGCAAGGGAUGUUCAAGAAUAGAUCUGUCUUUGUAACACAGCCGCACGCUCAUUUGGAUUUUAACGCAAAGCCAGUAGGCUGGAGUCGUUCUUUUGCUGAAAACUACUGAUCUGCUUAAAAUUUUACAAGCUCGAAGGCGCUUUGUUGUAAAGUUACGCUUAUUGUGUAAAAGUUUAAUUAGAUUUAUACUAGUGGAAAUGGUUUUGGUUGUCUUGAGAUGUAAAUACAAGUCAAAACGGUUGUUUA
Ciona intestinalis (vase tunicate) is the source of this 1309-nucleotide messenger RNA. RefSeq lists its product as uncharacterized. NCBI's taxonomy places the organism in Eukaryota, Metazoa, Chordata, Ascidiacea, Phlebobranchia, Cionidae. The record is from RefSeq and is a predicted model, not a curated record.